AUGCAAAAUUUACCGAAUACUUCUCGAUUGGGGAAGAAACAUGAGGAAAUGAGUGAAAGACCAAGUAUCAACCAAUAUAACACUAGUAUUAACAAUAGUAACCAUACGGAUUUGAUUAAUUUUUCCAAAAAACCUGAAAAGAUUUGUAGCAAUUGUGGUCUUCCUAUCCUUCAGAAUAAUAAAAGUAAUAAAAGUACUUUAAAGGCAUUAGGCAAAUAUUAUCAUGAACAAUGUUUCAAAUGUCAUGAUUGUUCGAAACCAUUAAUACCAAAGUACUUCCCAUAUGAAAUAGCAGAUACUAAAGAAACCCUAUUACUUUGUCAAUAUGAUUAUUUUAAAAGGCAUGAUUUGCUUUGCCAUGUAUGUGAUAAACCAUUAAGAGGAUUGUAUUAUACUGCGUUUGGUGAACGUUAUGAUGAAGAACAUUUUUCGUGUAGUAUAUGUGGUGAAGCUUGUGGUGUUAAAAAAUGUUUUAUGAAAGAUGGAAAAUUGUUUUGUAGGUAUCAUUUCUUAAAAUAUUUUUCAAAAAGAUGUAAUGGUUGCCAAUACCCUAUUUCUGACAGAUAUAUAGAAUUUCCGAGAGGUGAAGAAAUUCAAUGCUGGCAUCCAGAAUGUUAUGGUAUACAUAAAUAUUGGCAUGUUAUGCUAUCGUCGUAUAAACUUGGGUUAUCUCCAGUUCCCACUGUAGCAUAUAAAAAAGGUGAUAUUAUAGAUGACACUAAACCAACAAAAAGUGAGAUGGAUUCGCAAAUGCAGGCUUUUAUUACAAUAUUAACCAAGACAUGGUCUGUUCUAUACAAAUUUGAAGAACAUACAGCGUCAUGUAUUUCUGACAUGUUUCAAUAUUUAACAAGCGUCGAUCAAUUAAAAGGUCUCGAAUCCGCGGCUCUAUUAGUAUUAAAAAUCGAAUGCUUAUUCAAAUCGUUAAACUUUUUAAAAAAUAAUCUAGAGCAAGAAACAAAUGAAGCUAUCGAGGAUACCAAAUCUGAAGUGGUCGAGGAAGAAUCACAAGAAGAUGCAUUCAAAUUAACUUCACAAAACGGAAAUUUUAAUUUAAAGAAAUUAUCUAGAAAUUUAACUUCAAAAAUAAUGGUGUACUUGCAAUUACUUAGGAAAUUAAAUUCAGAGGUAGAAAGCUCAAAUGUCAAAAUUGCAUCUUUCAUGUCUAUAAUAACCGGCUUAGCACAUUACUUGAAAUUACUAACACGUUGUGGUUUAUACAUGGCGCUGGAAAUGAAUCAGAAAUCACAUACUUCAGUGAAUUUGUUGAAAUUUUUAAAAGAAGUAGAAAAGAAUGAACUUUAUGAAAGUAAUCCAUUCCAAUACAUUAAACUUUCUGUCAAAGUUACUGAUAAUUGUUAUUCAUGUGGAAAAUACAUCCAAGAAGAAUGCAUACAAUAUCAGGAUAAGAGAUGGCACACAGAUUGUUUGGUAUGUUCGGCAUGUCACAACUCUAUUAAUAUUAACAACUUGUCUGAUGCGACUUUUAAUUCAACAAAAUCUUUGGUACUAUGUGCCGACUGUUCAAUAGAUGAUCCAAUUUCCAUUCCUGGUUUUAAGUAUGUGUCAAGAUUAUCACAGUUAAUAUUCUUAUUGAAGAUUGCUUUAGUCAGAUCAAAAGCUGUAACAGAGACGCAAUUAAAAAAUAAAUCAACCAACCAUAAAGCAAAAAAUGCAAAAGAGGCUAUAAAAAUGCAAGAAAGUUAUGUAAGAACUUUAAAUGAUAUUACUAAGUUGAAGUCACGUAGAGAAAGUGUAAGAAUAGCUAGAAAGCAAAAUGUCAGAAUGUCGAUGUUAUUAGAAAAAACCGAUACUGAAUACAAUGCAACUGCUGUAGAACUUGAAGAUAAGGUGAUAUCUGACACAGAACCUCCAAACAGUUCGAAAGAUCCAUCAUCUCCAGAAAACGUGUUCAGUGCGGCAAGGUCGCUAACUUUAGAUGAUAUUUCAAGAAUCGUUGCUGCUGAACAAGCUAGGGAAUUAAGACCUAACGCAUUUACUCAUUUUAAGAAACUGAACGAGAUAGGCGAGGAAUCUAUUCGUGUGCUUAAUAAGAAUGGUUGUAUCUAUUAUUCACAAUUAAGUACAACUGAUCUAUCCCUGUUAAGGGCUAUAUCGUUUUCUAUACUUUCCGUAAAUGAUAAAUUACUGGAAGGAAUGUCAGAUCUUUCGCAACUGACACCAGUGCUUGAGAAAGUCGAAAAAGGCAAUUCUUCGAUGAAAUUUUGGAUAAAAAUGAAAGAAAUGAUUAAUAAGGAUUCAAAAAAGUCAUCAACUAAAAAAUUGUUCGGAGCUUCACUAGAAGAGCUAUGUAUAAAAUAUGGUGUACAAUCUGAUCUUGGUGUUGGUCCUUCUAAAAUCCAAGUCCCUAUUAUCGUUGAUGAAUUAAUUUCUUGUUUGAGACAAAUGGAUUUAUCGGUGGAAGGUAUUUUUAGAAUUAAUGGUAAUAUAAGAAGGUUACGUGAAUUAAGCGCUGCAAUCGAUAAGAAUCCAAGUGUUAUCCCUGAUUUAUCAAAAGAAUCAGCGAUUCAAUUAUCUGCUUUAUUGAAAAAAUUUAUUAGAUCACUUCCAGAACCAUUAAUGACAAAGUCAUUAUACCAAUUAUGGAUUAAUGCUGCUAAAAUUGAGAACGAAAAUGAGAAACGAAAAGUUAUGUCCUUAAUUUAUUCAAUGUUACCAAUAUACAAUAGAAAUGUUUUAGAGGUAAUAUUUUCAUUUUUAUAUUGGACGUCUUCAUUCUCACAUAUUGAAAAUGAAAUGGGUUCUAAAAUGGAUAUCCAUAAUCUUUCAACAGUCAUGACACCUAAUAUACUUUAUUCUAGUACCGAAGACAAUUCUACAGGGAUACAACAAUCUACCAAUGAUACAACUAAGCCAAGUACAUAUCAUGAUGCAUUUGCGCAAAAUGAAGGUGAAAAUUAUUUCUUAGCCAUUGAAGUAAUUGACUACUUAAUUACCCAUAAUGAAGAAAUAGCCAUGGUUCCAAAAUAUUUAAAUAAUCUAUUGUCAGAAAUAAAGGCCAAUAAAUUGGACAACUAUGAAUGUAUUAAAUCAUUUGUGAUAAAAGAAUUAAGUGCUAAUUCAUAUAAAUUUGAUUCACAAGACAAUGAAUUAAAAUCUAAAACAAUGAAAAUGGUACAUUCCCCAUCUAUAAUUACGCAAAAUGAGAAAUCUUUAGAUCAAUAA
Molecule: messenger RNA, 3186 nt
Organism: Vanderwaltozyma polyspora DSM 70294
Lineage: Eukaryota; Fungi; Ascomycota; Saccharomycetes; Saccharomycetales; Saccharomycetaceae
Gene: LRG1
Product: GTPase-activating protein LRG1
Exons: 1
Coding region: 1-3186 (1061 amino acids)
Biological process (GO): regulation of small GTPase mediated signal transduction; signal transduction
Cellular component (GO): cytoplasm
Molecular function (GO): GTPase activator activity
Source: RefSeq, a predicted model, not a curated record